UUUUCAAUUUUUUUUUUUGAUUUUUCAUAUUAAUUUUUUUUCCCCAAAAGUUUAAAUUCCAUUCAAUUCCCACCCCUAUCCACAAGCAGUCAAUCCUAUUCAUUCUAGAUAGCUAGACCAAUUCAAACAAAUCCCUAUCUAUAUUUUUAUAUACUAAUCAACAUAUUAAGAAAACCUCUAAUAAUAAAGCACAAAUAGUCAAAAAUCCAUCAUCACUCCGAAAUAUCCAAAAAUCCACGAGGCUAAAACCGUCAUUUCACAUCUGCAAUUUCUGUACGCGCAAAAUCGCAACUCCCCACUAUUUACGAAUAAACCUUCCCUUCUAUUUCACACACUAACACACCACCCAAAACACACACACUUCGUCUUCGACCAAUUUUCUCUGCAAAUCAAACCAUUUUUUCUCUGCAGCGGAGAAGAAAUCAAAAACUUGAAAUUCAGCUCCGAUUAUUCAAAUUUACAGUUCGCCCCCCGCAUUAAUAAGCAUUUAAUUUUCCUCCCCACCAGUAUCAACUGCUCCCCCCUCCCAUUUAAUUUUUCCGCCAUUAAUGCUUUCUCCACAAGUCAACUUUUUCAUCAUGCUGAAAAGCUUUUGAUCCUUUUUCCCCCAAUUUCCAACUCCACACACACACACACACACAAUGAUUCUUCUAUUCCACCAAAUCAUCACUCCGCUGCUCGUAAUUUCAAUUCUACCCCUCUAUUCGUUUUCACAGAGCGCCAAUUCAUCUGCGUGCAAUCAAUUAUGCGGCGGAAAACGUGUUCAAUACCCAUUCGGAUUCACCGACGCGUGCAGAAUCAAGCUGAAUUGCAGCACCGCCUCCGAGAAAAUCGAAAUCAGCGGCUUCGAUGUGCGUAACGUGACCUCCGAUCAGAUUCUGGUCAGCCUCCCGGCAAAUUGCAGCCGUCCGAUCGGGGAGCUGUCGAAGCUCUUCGGGCCGAACUUCGCGCCCACGUGGCGCAACGGGCUUCUGUUGGAGAACUGCAAUGUGCCGAUCAACGACUGCGUGAUCCCUCGACGAUUGCUCAGCUCUCGGAUCAAGUUCGAAAAAUGCGAUUUCGGCGCAAAAAAUGAUAAUUAUAAUAAUAUUAGCUGUUAUUCGGGUGGGCCCGAUGAUACGGCUGAGUUUUUGGAUUAUGAGGAAGUGGGGAAGAAAGGGGAUUGCGGUGUUCUUCUUUCUUCGAUAAUGGUGGAUUUGAGUGACGACGCGAGUAGCUUUAGUGGCAGCACUUCGAUUGCGAUGAAUUUUCAGAUGUUGGAGCUCGGGUGGUGGGCUGAUGGGAAAUGUGAUUGUGAUCCUAAUGCCGAUUGUAAUAAGGUUGAUUACGGAAGUACGAUAGGGUUUCGUUGCAAGUGUAGAGAAGGAUUCGUCGGAGAUGGUUUUUCCGAUGGGAGAGGUUGCCGGAGAGUAUCCGAUUGUGGUGCUCGAAGAUACAUGUCCGGCCGAUGUGGCGGAUCUCGAGUUGGCAUUCUUAUCGGAGGGAUUAUUGCCGGAGCGUUGUUGAUGGUUGCUCUAGCGGUCAUCUACUACUGCGUGAGGAGACGCAACGCAACUCUAAAGAGCCGAUUAAGCACAAAGCGCCUCAUAAGCGAAGCGGGGGGAAACCCAAGUGUACCGUUCUACCCCUACAGAGAAAUCGAGAGGGCCACGUUUGGCUUCUCCGAAAAACAAAGACUCGGAAUUGGUGCCUACGGCACCGUUUACGCGGGAAAGCUCCACAACAACGAGUGCGUAGCCAUCAAGAAACUAAGAUACCGUGACCAUGAAAGCAUUGACCAAGUCAUGAAUGAAAUAAAGCUACUAUCCUCCGUGAGCCACCCCAAUUUGGUCCGCCUCUUGGGUUGCUGCAUCGAAAAUGGGGAACAAAUCCUCGUUUACGAGUACAUGCCGAACGGGACCCUCUCUCAGCAUCUGCAGAGAGAGAGGGGCUCCGUUCUCCCGUGGACCGUGCGGCUCACGAUAGCCGCCGAGACGGCCCACGCUAUCUCACACCUCCACUCGUCCACGAACCCUCCAAUUUACCACCGAGACAUAAAGUCGAGUAAUAUUCUAUUGGAUUUCAAUUUCAACUCGAAAGUUGCCGAUUUCGGCCUCUCGAGAAUCGGCAUGACCGAUGACUCACACAUUUCGACGGCCCCACAAGGCACACCCGGGUACGUGGACCCGCAAUACCAUCAAAACUUCCAUCUUUCUGACAAGAGCGACGUGUACAGCUUCGGAGUCGUGCUAGUGGAAAUAAUCACCGCCAUGAAAGCGGUUGACUUUUCGCGGGCCCACAGCGAGGUCAAUUUGGCCGCCCUCGCCAUUGACCGGAUCGGAAAAGGGCGGGUCGACGAGAUAUUCGACCCGUUUCUCGACCCGAAUCGGGACGCGUGGACGUUAUCGUCAAUUCACAAGGUUGCUGAACUGGCGUUUAGGUGCCUCGCUUUUCAUAGGGAUAUGAGGCCCUCGAUGGUGGAGGUGGCGGAUGAGCUCGAGCAGAUCAGGCUCAGCGGGUGGGCCCCAUUGGACGAGAAUGUUAUGGGAUCUUCGGUGGCAUCUUCUUGUUCGUCGCCUUACGAGGGGAGUGAGAGAUCGUUAAAUAAGAAGGUUGGGGUGGGGAGUAGGAGGUUGGUUGUUCCGGUGAAGGCGCCAGGUGGCACACUGCCAUUGGUGGAGGAGAGUUCGCCGGUUUCUGUACAGGAUCCUUGGCUGAGUGAACAGAGCUCACCAUCAACUAACAGCUUGUUGGGUAAAGGAGCUCGGUUAGGCUGAAUAUUUUUUGCUUCUUUUUUGAACCUUUAUUUGUGUAUACAUGUGAUCUUUUUUUAGUCAUUUUUUGGUCCAAAAGAACUGAAAUUUGAAAAUUAGAA
Messenger RNA from Erythranthe guttata (spotted monkey flower), 2854 nucleotides. RefSeq names its product Protein kinase superfamily protein. Lineage: Eukaryota; Viridiplantae; Streptophyta; Magnoliopsida; Lamiales; Phrymaceae. Gene Ontology annotation, biological process: protein phosphorylation. Gene Ontology annotation, molecular function: ATP binding; protein kinase activity. The record is from RefSeq and is a predicted model, not a curated record.